This is a messenger RNA of Cercopithifilaria johnstoni, 1491 nucleotides long. The record is from the annotation of a GenBank genome assembly. NCBI's taxonomy places the organism in Eukaryota, Metazoa, Nematoda, Chromadorea, Rhabditida, Onchocercidae.
AUGCUUUUGGAGCUAGCUAGUUCAUUUGCCAAUCGAUUUGCAACCAAGGGAUAUGGUAUUUUUGAAAGUGGUGACGCGAGACUUCCCAUAAGUGAUCGUGAUUUGGAGAAUCGACGUCAAAUCGAUGAAAUCUGUCGUCCUCUAAUGAUCAGUGAUAACAAUUUAAAGCGAGUGAUGAGCGAAUUGCUUAAAGCAAUGGAGAAAGGCCUGAAUCGCAAAUCUGCAUCAUUCGCAGCAGUGAAAAUGUUGCCUUCCUUUGUUCGCGCAGUGCCGAAUGGUACUGAAGUGGGGAAUUUCCUCGCGCUUGAUCUUGGCGGCACCAAUUUUCGCGUGUUACUGAUUAAGUUGGAUGGACGAAAUGCCGAAAUGACCGGGACGAUUUUCCGUAUACCAGAAAAUAUCAUGCGUGGAACUGGCGAAGGGCUGUUCGAUCAUAUCGCUGAGUGCAUGGCCCGUUUCAUGGAGGAAAAAAAUAUGAAGCAAACUGGAAAACUUCCACUUGGUUUCACGUUUUCAUUUCCAUGUCGACAAGAAAAUCUGACGUGUGCGAAACUUAUCAACUGGACCAAAGGUUUCAGUGCAAGUGAUGUUAAGGAUAAGGAUGUCGUCACUCUAUUACGUGAAGCUUGCAAACGUCGAAAGGACAUUGACAUUGAUGUGGUAGCUGUUCUAAACGAUACAGUUGGUACGUUGAUGGCUUGCGCAUUCAAAGAAAACACAUGUCAAAUUGGUGUUAUCGUCGGUACAGGCACCAAUGCAUGCUAUAUGGAAAAAAUUGAAAAUUGCGAUAAAAUCAAGUACUUGCAAGAAGAUGAUAUGCCAAAUGAGAUGAUCAUCAAUACUGAAUGGGGAGCAUUUGGAGAUGACGGUACCCUGGAAUUUUUGCGUACUCGUUUUGAUCGAGAAGUGGAUGAGAAGUCGAUCAAUCCUGGCAAGCAACUAUUCGAAAAAAUGAUCUCGGGUAUGUAUAUGGGCGAAAUUGUUCGUGUCAUUCUAGCUCAUUUGGCACGCGAGAAUCUUCUUUUUAACGGCGAUUACGAAGCCAUUUCAAAGCCACAUUCAUUCCCGACCAAAUUUGUUUCUGAAGUUGAAAAAGAAAUUUUGGAAGACGAAGAGCGAAAUUUCGCAAAAACAAUGCAGAUUUUGGAAGAAAUUGGAACUGAAGAAGUAUCAGUUGCUGAUUGCAUCAGUGUUGCAUACGUAUGCUCGCUUGUUAGUACACGAGCUGCAUACUUAUGUGCUGCUGGCAUAGCAACAUUGCUCAAUCGAAUGCAAAAACCGUACGUGACAGUUGGUGUUGACGGUUCAGUAUAUCGAUUUCAUCCCACUUUUCCACGCCUGCUUGAUGAGAAAAUACGGCAGUUGGUUGAUAAGAAUUUGAAGUAUCAGUUGAUGCUCUCAGAAGAUGGAAGCGGUCGUGGAGCGGCACUAGUAGCGGCAGUUGCAUCGCGAAUCAGAAGUAAAAGUUGUUCUGAAGCAUCUGCUAAUUGA